Molecule: messenger RNA, 2253 nt
Organism: Pectinophora gossypiella (pink bollworm)
Lineage: Eukaryota; Metazoa; Arthropoda; Insecta; Lepidoptera; Gelechiidae
Product: V-type proton ATPase subunit D
Exons: 6
Coding region: 119-868 (249 amino acids)
Cellular component (GO): proton-transporting V-type ATPase complex
Molecular function (GO): proton-transporting ATPase activity, rotational mechanism
Source: RefSeq, a predicted model, not a curated record
CACUGAUCACAAGACCAAUCAUAGACAAUACUUAUCAUCCACUUGUCUUCUGUCAUCAGGUGAUUUGGGAGUGAAAAGUCCUGAAAAGGGAUAAAACGCAAAUAUUACCUGAAUCAAUAUGUCUGGAAAGGAAAAGCUAGCGAUUUUCCCUUCUCGGGGUGCCCAGAUGUUGAUAAAGGGCCGUCUGGCUGGAGCUCAGAAAGGCCAUGGCCUCCUCAAGAAAAAGGCAGAUGCCCUACAAGUCAGGUUCCGUAUGAUCCUGGGUAAAAUUAUCGAGACAAAAACCCUGAUGGGAGAAGUGAUGAAAGAGGCGGCAUUCUCACUGGCUGAAGCUAAGUUCACAACUGGAGACUUCAACCAAGUUGUUCUACAGAACGUUACCAAGGCUCAGAUCAAGAUCCGCUCUAAAAAAGACAAUGUUGCAGGUGUGACCCUGCCAAUCUUCGAGUCAUACCAAGACGGUUCGGACACAUACGAAUUGGCCGGGUUAGCGCGAGGUGGCCAACAGUUGGCCAAGCUCAAGAAGAACUUCCAGAGCGCAGUCAAGCUGCUGGUGGAGUUGGCAUCCCUCCAGACCUCCUUCGUGACCCUUGACGAGGUCAUCAAGAUCACCAACAGGCGUGUCAACGCUAUUGAGCACGUAAUCAUCCCGAGAUUGGAGCGUACGCUGGCAUACAUCAUCUCCGAGCUGGACGAGCUUGAGCGUGAGGAGUUCUACCGGCUGAAGAAGAUCCAGGACAAGAAGAAGAUUAUCAAAGACAAGGCGGAAGCGAGGAAGGCCGCGCUGAAGGCGGCGGGCGAGGCGCAGGACCAGCGCGACGGCGGCGGCAACCUGCUCGACCAGGAGGACAACGACAUCAUAUUCUAAACAUAAACCCGCCAUCUGUAGUGUUGCCGCUGUUAGUAUACAGUCAUGAGCAAUAUCAUGUAGCCACUUUAGAACCCUGUCGCACUAUCAUAUUUGACAUUUAAAGAGACUUACGGUAUAAUUUGUCAAAAAAGUUAAUGUGACAUGGUUUCAAAGUGUAUACAUAUUAGUACUCGUGACCGUACAUAGCAAACGAUAGCAGAAAAGAAUGUUAAAAAGAAAGAAAACAUCUAUUUCAGUAUUGGACGCCACACUAACAAACUAAAUGCUAUCGGUUGUUCGGCAACACUACCUCAUCCCGCACCAUAGAAAAGCAUUUAUUGUGUUGUGUUCGUCUGGGUAACCGCACCGAGGUCGGUGGGAUGCAAGCCUGCUGUUGUUGGAGACGGCUUGAAGCUUCCAAAGUAUUAUACUACACAACAAUACAGCGAGUUGCAUUGCACGCGUACCUUGACUAACAUCGUAGGAACACUGUCUGCCAAAGUGGAGAUGUGCUGAUAACGACCAGUAGGAUUUCGUUAUUUACCGAUCUUAUACUCCGCUAUCCGGAAAAUAACGAAUAUUAGUUGUUUAUUAACGGUCUUCGCUUUGGUGUAAAGUGGGCCUGUAUCAGCCAGAUUCCAGAUGCGUCGAGAGGAGCGGAAGAAAAAAGUAAAUGCUUUUCUAUUGCAGGCCAAAGCGGCAAAGAUCGCCGCGGGCUCCAUGGAUAUUCGCGACGUGAUCGCGAACAUCCUCCUCAAUGAGGGCGACGACGACCUCCUGUUCUAGACCGACACGAGCCUAGACCUCGGGUAACUCGGGUCCUCCCGUAGAUAUCAUAUUAGCCAGUUGUUAGUAGGUGCAGUCAAGGUGGUGCUAACUCCAUACGACUGCUUAAUUAGAGUUACGCUUUGUAAGAUGGUCUCGAAAGUCGCAUCAAUAAUUAUUAAUAAGGCCUAUCCACCUGAAGUACUAUGUACACACAUUUAACUUAAAUAACGGCGUCUAUUUAUGCAUUUCCCUUAAUCCUAUAUAAAUAUCCCCCAUACUUGACUGCACAAAGUUUAUUGAUAUUACAGUGUUCAUUACUUUGUAAAUACUAUAUUGUUGUCACACUGUUAAAUGUUUGUCACUUGAAUCAACUUGCAUCAGAGGUGUUAAGUUCGAAGGAUCGACGAUUAGCUUCCCUCUGCUUGGUCGUCGUAAAUCUUAAGUAAGCAUUCCACCAAUAUAGGCGACAUGAGCGUAGCUUUUUAAUGCCACAAAGCAUAAAAUCAGUAUAAGUACAUCAGUUAAAGUAUUUAUGUUUUUUGAAUUGUUGUUUGGUAAUAUAACAAUGUAUUUUAAGUAAGCAAUCAUGUAAAUACAAGUUUGUGAAGCGAAAUAUUAAAUAUUAUUAUUGAGAA